Ordospora colligata OC4 is the source of this 594-nucleotide messenger RNA. Its product is annotated as thymidylate kinase. Gene Ontology annotation, cellular component: cytoplasm; mitochondrion; cytosol. Gene Ontology annotation, biological process: dTTP biosynthetic process; dTDP biosynthetic process; dUDP biosynthetic process. NCBI's taxonomy places the organism in Eukaryota, Fungi, Microsporidia, Ordosporidae. The transcript has a single exon. Bases 1 to 594 code for a protein of 197 amino acids. Gene Ontology annotation, molecular function: dTMP kinase activity; ATP binding. The record is from RefSeq and is a predicted model, not a curated record.
AUGACGAAAGGUAUUUUUGUUGUUUUUGAAGGGCUGGAUAGGUCUGGAAAAACAACGAUGGUUAAUGCAUUGCAUGAAAGGAUGUCGAAAGAUAUGGUGAUUAGGAAGAUUGGGUUUCCCAACAGAUCCACAGCACUUGGAAGGGUAAUUGAUGGAUACCUGAGGAAACAGAUCAAACUUGAGGAUGAGACAAUACACUUGGUAUUCAGUGCAGACAGGUAUGAACACAAGGAAAUGAUUGAACAGCUGAGAAAAGAAAACGUGGUGCUGUGUGACAGAUAUUCUAUGAGUGGCGUGGUCUAUUCAGCAGCCAAAGGGCUAGAUCUCCAAUGGUGUGAAAUGACUGAGGAGUUGCUUCCAAAGCCCGAUUUGACGGUUUUCAUAGAUGUGCCAACUGAUGAGCUAUGCAAGCGAAAGGGCUUUGGAGAGGAAGUUUAUGAUGACAUGAAGUUUCAGAAGAAAGUUUAUUCACUUUAUGCAUCUCUACUUAAAAAAGAAAAAAACGUUUUGAUUAUUGAUGGAACAUGUGCUGUUGAAGAUAACAUAGAGAAAGUAAUGCAUGCGAUAAUGGUAAAUAAAAAUAGCAUUGCCUAA